This is a messenger RNA of Phytophthora infestans T30-4, 885 nucleotides long. RefSeq lists its product as uncharacterized. The coding region runs from base 1 to 885 and encodes 294 amino acids. The record is from RefSeq and is a predicted model, not a curated record. Gene Ontology annotation, biological process: sterol biosynthetic process. The transcript has a single exon. Gene Ontology annotation, molecular function: C-4 methylsterol oxidase activity; iron ion binding. Lineage: Eukaryota; Oomycota; Peronosporomycetes; Peronosporales; Peronosporaceae.
AUGGAGGUUCCGCCCGCUGCCUUCACGCUUCAGCUUAUCGCUCGGCGGUGUAAAUACUACGCAUUCAUCAAUGCAUUCAUCUGCAGCGUCGCUCUGAGCAGCUACUUGGCUGUGGGUUCUCUCAAUCGAGAAGCUGAGUCUCCCGAAACAUUGGUGCAGCUGGUAGUGGUCUACGCGGUAAGUCUGUUGCGGAUUCUGGUGAUGCUCAAGUGGUUCGAGUGGAUCGCGACCAAGAAGUCGCAGAUCGACGACUACAAGCGAGUGAAGCUCACACACAAGCAGGUCACAGCCAUCUACCUCCGCAUCCUAUGGCUGGUAGUGCCUACCGAGUGUAUCUCCUUCUGGCUCGCAGACCAGACUGCUGUACCAUUGCGAGAUAAUGUGACUUGGCUGUCUUUCGUACUGGAAUACGCUAUGUUCAUCCCCAAGUCGCUAGUGUUUGAGAUCACCUUCGACUUCUUUCACUUCGCGAUGCACUGGCUGUGCCACUACAGUACAUGGCUCUACAAGAAUGUGCACAAACAGCACCACCUCCACUUGCAUCCGUGUCCUCUAUCGACGUACGAGCAAGACGGCUUCGAUUUGUGCCUGACUAAUGCUCUGCCAUUCUGUUUGGCGUGCAGUCUCGGCUUCUCCUUCUCGGAUCUUCAGCUGCAUCUGCUGUUUGCAUACAAGACAUACGUGGAAGUCGCCGGCCACUCCGGACUGGACAUCAAAGGCUUUUCGUUCCCGCAGAUGCCGUUGGUGAACAAUAUUACAGGUAUUUGUCUCCGCGUACAUGAUCACGACCUGCAUCACACUCAUCCGCGUUGGAAUUUUGCUAAAAGAUUUUCGCUUUGGGACAAGCUCUUUCGUACGUUCCGUUCUGGUAAGCAGCUUUCGUAA